This is a messenger RNA of Bombina bombina (fire-bellied toad), 1908 nucleotides long. It is a transcript of the gene C8B, whose product is annotated as complement C8 beta chain. Gene Ontology annotation, biological process: immune response. The transcript is spliced from 12 exons. The coding region runs from base 96 to 1814 and encodes 572 amino acids. Gene Ontology annotation, cellular component: membrane attack complex. Gene Ontology annotation, molecular function: protein binding. Lineage: Eukaryota; Metazoa; Chordata; Amphibia; Anura; Bombinatoridae. The record is from RefSeq and is a predicted model, not a curated record.
GAUGACUGUUUUGCAAAUGUUGCUCAGUAUCUGCAGCUAGAGAGAUAGGAACAGUCUCAUUUGAAGGAAGCAUUUAUUUUCAAUUGUUUUUUAUAAUGUUUUUGUACGGUGCUGUUUUGCUGUAUUUGAGCUUCCAUUGCUGUGGCUGUGAAUCACCACUAGAUGGCGCUAAUCAUAGCUUUGAUAAGAAGAGAUUGACAAGAUCGGUGUCUGAUACCCCUCAGCCCAUUGAUUGUGUGAUGUCCCCAUGGUCGUCUUGGAGCUCAUGUGAUCCCUGUCAGAAAAAAAGAUACAGGUUCACUCGUCUAGAUCAGCCCUCACAAUUCCAGGGUGAGCGCUGCCUUUCAUCAGACAGAGAAGAGGAGACUUGUGUCCCAACCAGUUCUUGCAGAAACAUCAAGCCGUGUGAAGGGUUCCGAUGCACUGAAACAGGACGGUGCAUUACUCGCAGACUUAUGUGCAACGGGGAGGAUGACUGUGGAGACUUAUCAGAUGAAAAAGAUUGUAAGAGUGCACGAAGCACGUGUACCCGUGAUAUGGAGCAGUACUGGGCAAUAGAGAAUCUGGCAAGUGGAUUAAACUUGUUUACAAAUGUGCGUGAAGGACUCGUUUUAGAUCACAGAUACUACGCAGGUGCCUGCUCUCCACAUUACAUUUUGGACACAAGAUUUAGAAAACCAUACAAUGUGGAAAGUUACAUCCCAGAAAGCAAAGGCACAUAUGAGUUUCAGCUCAGUGAGCACGAAUCCUACUCUGAUUAUGAAAGAAAUUUCCUCAGUGCGUAUGCAAAGCAGUCCAGCUUCAGCAUUGGAAUUAACAUCCCUGGAGUUUUUGAAUUUGGCUUCAGCUAUUCUGACAUGAAAUUUAAAAAGUUCAUUGAGCGAACAAAGAAAUUUUCCCACACUAGCAGCAGAUUUGUCCAUGCACGAGCCGAUCUGGAAGUAGCGCGGUACAAGCUGAAGUCACGCGGUUUGAUGCUUCAUCCUGAGUUUUUCCAGAGAGUUAACCAGUUACCAAUGGAAUAUGUUUAUGGAGAAUAUAGAGAUCUAUUUACAGAUUAUGGAACACAUUUUAUUACUGAAGCAACCUUAGGAGGAACGUAUGAAUAUACUCUCAUUCUUAACGACCAAAAUUUAAGAAAUGAAGGGUAUUCAUUAAAUGAUGUAAAGUCAUGCGUGAGCGCAGGAAUGAAAGUCGGAGGCAAUAUAAAAGGUGUUUAUAUAAGCGUUGGGAUGUCAGGUGGUUCUUGUGGUGCACUCUUAAAUGAAAUUGGAGAGAACACUGCUUCUAGAAGAUAUGUUGAAGACUUUGUUGCUCUUGUUCGAGGUGGAGCAAGUGAACAUAUAACAACACUUGCAUACAAAAACCUUCCGACUCCAGAUCUAAUGCAGGAAUGGGGUGAUGGGGUGCAGUUCAAUCCGGAGAUUGUAAAGAUCAAGGCCAGUCCUUUGUAUGAGCUUGUGACAGCAUCAGAUUUCAGCAGAGCAAAUAUUUUGCAACAAAACAUGAAAAAAGCUCUCCAGGAAUACCAAGCAGAGACAAGUUCCUGCCGGUGUGCACCAUGUCGCAACAAUGGGAUCACAGUUUUCAAAGAAAAUCGGUGUGAAUGUGUCUGUCCUUUGGGUUAUAAAGGUGUUGCUUGUGAAAUCACCAAGCGAUCAGGUAAUACCAUAGAUGGAGGCUGGGGGUGUUGGUCUAAUUGGACCCCAUGUUCCAGGGGAACGCAAACAAGGCAACGGCAAUGCAAUAACCCCUCUGCACAGAAUGGCGGCAAUCAGUGUGAAGGCGAAACUACACAAUCAAAUAAAUGCUAAGAGUAUAAACUGCUACUAUUCAGAGCAAGGACAUUUGGACUUCUAUGUGUUUCCAACUUACAUUACAGCUGAAAUAAAAAUAAAUAAAGUGUGA